Helianthus annuus (common sunflower) is the source of this 3126-nucleotide messenger RNA. Its product is annotated as receptor-like protein 46. The record is from RefSeq and is a predicted model, not a curated record. Bases 1 to 3126 code for a protein of 1041 amino acids. NCBI's taxonomy places the organism in Eukaryota, Viridiplantae, Streptophyta, Magnoliopsida, Asterales, Asteraceae. The transcript is spliced from 2 exons. Gene Ontology annotation, molecular function: protein binding.
AUGGGGAAUCAGUGGGGUUUGGGGCUCCAUUUCGUUUUUGUAACUAUUUUUUUGGUUGCAACUCCAAAAACAUGUUUGGGUGCUCAAAAUACCACGGUGGCCUGCUUUGAGCAUGAGCGACAAGCUCUUCUCAAGUUCAAACAAAGUGUCAAAGAUGUUUCCCAUAUGUUGUCAUCAUGGGUUGGUAAUGACUGUUGUCGUUGGGAAGGAGUCAAGUGUAAUUUUCUCACUGGAAAUGUUGGAAGUCUUCAUCUCAGAGGUGGUGGUUGGUUUCAUAAACAAGAGUGCUUAGUUAGUAAUGAGGUGAGUACUUCUUUAGGAGAGUUGAGGCAUCUAAAAUAUUUGGAUUUGAGCAUGAAUGAUUUUCAAGAAAGCCGGAUCCCCAAGUUCAUUGGAUCCUUGAAAGAGCUGACUUACCUUAAUCUCUCUUAUGCAAAGUUUUCUGGUAUUAUACCUCAUCACAUUGGAAAUCUUUCCAAUCUAAUAACUCUUGAUCUUAGUUCAAACGAUUACAACGAAAAUCUUCUGAUCAUACAUGAUAUGGCCUGGAUUUCUGGCCUUUCGUCACUCGAGCAUCUUAACUUGAGUUGGGUAAAUCUUAGGGGAGCAAAAAACCUUGACAUGGUGCUUUACAUGAUUCCUUUGUUAAAAGAGUUAUGGUUGCUAGGAUGUGGUCUUUCUAAUGUCAAUCUUGGUGCUCUUCAAAAUGUAAGCACUUCACUUUCCAACAUCAAACAUCUGAAUCUUGCCCGGAAUUCGUUCAAAGGUCAACUCCCUCACUUUUUUCAGAACAUGUCAUCCUUACAAUUCCUUGAUCUUUCUUUGUCAUUUGAUCCUAGUCCCACAUGGAAUUUUGCAAGCCUUCUAAUCAUGAUCCCUUCUUUAUUAGAGCUUCGUUUGUCAUAUUCUAACCUCAAACAGACACAUCUAUCUUAUAAUCUUCAUAAUUUAACCACCCUUUCCAACAUCCAACAUCUAGAUCUAUCUUAUAACGAGUUAAUGGGUCCAAUUCCAACGUUCCCCGAGAAACUUACCGAACUUUACCUUUCUGAGUCUUUGGGAAAACUAAGAUUAUUGCAAGUACUAGAUCUAUCAGGUAACGAGUUAACAGGUGCCAUUCCGACAUUUUCCGAGAAACUUAUCGAACUUUACCUUUAUGAUAAUUUCUUGAAAGGUUCAAUUCCAGAAUCUUGUGGAAGAUUAGCUGCUUUAACAACUUUGUCUCUAAAACACAAUGAGUUAAAUGGGACUAUUCCGGUCUCAAUUGGGCAACUCUCUAGACUCCAGUCUCUUGAUGUCUCUCAGAAUCAAUUAAGUGGGACUAUUCCGGUUUUGUUUGGGCAACUGUCUAAACUCCAGUCUCUUGAUGUCUCUCGGAAUCAACUAAGUGGGAUUAUUCCGGUUUCAAUUGGGCAGCUCUCUAAACUCCAGUCUCUUGAUGUCUCUCGGAAUCAGUUAAGUGGGACUAUUCCGGUUACAAUUGGGCAACUCUCUGAACUCAGUUCUCUUGAUAUCUCUUAUAAUUCUUUGGAGGGAGUAGUUUCUGAAUCCCAUUUUGCUAAGCUUUCGAUGUUGAAGUAUUUGGAUGCAACUUAUAACAGUAAGUUAACAUUCAAUGUUUCAAGUGACUGGCUGCCUCCAUUCCAAUUAAUAAGAAUGGAUCUCAGUUCUUGCAAGAUUAAAAAUGGAUUUCCGCAGUGGCUUCGAAAUCAGAGAAAACUUAAUAUAUUAGACUUGUCUAAUGCAACUAUUUCAGGACCUUUGCCAACAUGGUUGAGGAAGAUGCCCAUCAUCCCUUUCAUAAAUCUUUCCCACAACAACCUCAGCGGACCUUUGACCAACCUUCCAAGCGGGGGUACUGAUAAUACCAACUAUUAUCGGAAAUUUGGAGCUUACCAAAAUUAUAAUGAUAUUCGGGUCUUAUCUCUGCAAAGUAACCUUUUCAAAGACUCGAUUCCCAGGUCCUUGUGUAAGAGGAAAGAUUUACAUGUUCUUAAUUUGUCAAAAAAUUGGUUAACUGGGAAAAUUCCUAAAUGUUUUAAGAAUCUUCAAAAUUUGAUAUUUAUGCAACUAAACUCAAAUGGGUUAAGUGGCGUCAUUCCAAGUUUUAUAGGGAACCUUUCACAGUUAGAAUGGUUAAGCUUGAAUGAUAAUAAGUUUAGUGGUGAGCUUCAUGCAAAAUUUUGGAAUUUAAGUUGGUUAACUGUCUUAGAUUUGGGUGAUAAUGCACUAUGUGGAGAAAUACCAGAAUCGUUUGGAGAAACAAAUCAAUCAUUGCAGGUUUUAAGGUUACACAACAAUAACUUCACCGGAGAAAUUCCUCAAUCUCUCUGCACACAUUUAGAGCUUCAAAUUCUGGAUGUUGCACACAAUAACUUCAUCGGAACAAUUCCUCGUUGUCUAAGAGAAUUGCACGGCAUGGUUCACAAUCAUAGCUUUUAUAGCUUUGAUCAUGGUAUAGAGGAGGGGGUCAUUCAGGUAAUGAAAGGCAUUUCUCUUGAAUAUACAAAUACAUGGUCAUUUGUCACUAACUUGGACCUUUCAAGCAACAAACUUGUUGGAGACAUACCUGCAGAGAUAACUGAACUCUACGGAUUGGUGGGUCUCAAUUUGUCCAAUAAUCAUCUCAGUGGAGGCAUUCCAGUCAGCAUUGGAAACAUGGCAUCAUUAAAUUCUCUGGAUUUAUCAGGCAACGAGUUGGACGGGCUAAUCCCCCCAAGCAUUGCAGCUUUGACUUUUUUGAGCCAUUUAAAUUUGUCAAAUAACAACUUGUCUGGGCAAAUUCCAACAGGAAGUCAACUGCAAACCCUCAUCGAUCCAUCAAUAUAUGCAGGGAACAAAGAUCUAUGUGGGGCACCAUUGCCAAAGAAUUGCUCCAAUCAUGAAGUGUUAACCAGAACGCCCAGGAAAAAAUAUGAAGCAGUUGAUGAGCCCAAUAAGGUAUGGUUUUAUGUGGACAUAAUAUGUGGUUUUGCAACAGGGUUUUGGGGUGUUAUUGUAGUUCUGAUGUUGAAGAAGCAGUGGAGACACAAGCUUUUCAUGUUUGCUGAGGAGUCCAUGGACAAGAUACACGUUGCAGUCAGGGUAAGAGUUAACAAGAUGAAGAGAGGAAGAGGAGCCAUGUAG